AUGACUAGUGGAAGUGUAGUAGCUACUAGCUGGGAAGAAGUAGAACCAAUCUAUGAGAAAGGGAUUCAAACCUCGUUAACUUCAAGAAGAAUUGAGACUUUACGUUCAAUUCAAUCAGUUUUGCAGCACAUCCCAGAAUUGGAAUUGAACAAGAUUUCAUUAUUAUUAUUAAAGACAUACAACUAUUAUCAAGACAAUAAUUCAAGACAUGAAUUGUUAACUACGUUAAUGAAGUUGAUGCAAUUAAAUGAAAAGUAUUUAUUUGGUUUUGUUAAAUUUAUUCAUAAAGAAGUCAGUGGUACAACUUUGGCAAUAACUGAUUAUUUGACAUUAUUACAAUGGAUUAAUAAAUUCCACGUUUAUUUAGCACAAGAUCCUGAGUUGGUCAAAGGAGGUGAUUUGUUGAUUGAUACCCAUGCCAUUAUUUUAAAUAAAUGUAUUGAAUAUGAAGGUUUAAAGAAGGAACAACAUCGAAGGAGAAUUCAUGACUCAGCUAUUAAUACAACAAAGGCAUCAAUUGUCCAAGCCUUGGUUCAUACGAAAGACAAGGAAGCUUAUAUCCAAUUAAUUUGUAAUGUCACAAAAUCUAAAGCUAUUACUUCAAGUGAGGUCUUAUCUAUUUUAGCAGCAUUAAACUUGGCAAUUAAUGAAUUGAUACCUUCCAAGCCUUCUUUACUUGACACGUAUGUUACUUCCAACGGUGACAGCAUUCUUGACUUUUAUGUCAAUCAAGUUUUAUUAAGUAAAGUACCACCAUCUCGUGCAUCUUUGACUUUAUUUGGAACUUGUAUAGAAGGAUUAGUGAGUUUGGAAAAUUUCACUAAAGUUUUAUUACCUAACAUUGAAAAGGCAAUUUUAAGAUCUUCUGAAAAUUCAUUUGGUGUCAUUUUACCAAUCUUAUUCAAGAUAUUUCCAAAAAUUGAUAUCUCAGAAUCAUUUGUCAAAUCAAAAUUAUUGUCAUCAAUUAUUUCUGGUCUUAAAUCUCCUAAGGAACAAGUGAGGAAUGGUGCUCUUGAAACUUUUGAAUCAAUAUUAUCUAAUGAUUUUAUUGGCUGUACUUCAUUACCUGUAUUGGAAACAAUUGUGAAUGAAAUAAUCAAGGCAUAUAAAGCAACCUCGAAUGCUGAUUCUAAAUCAUUAUUGGCGAAAUCAUUAGUGGUUUUACCAAAGGAAGCUUCUUCUAGCAUAGUCAAAGCAUUAUUACCUUUUGUUCUGAAGGAUCAGAAUGAAAUUUCACUCGCAGCCCUUGUGAAAUCGUUUAUCCAUCAUGGAUUAAAUGCAUUUGAGGAAGUAAAGGAUCAAUUUAUAAAAGAAUUAAGUGCUGGACUUUGUCAUGCUAAACCACAACUUCGUCGUAUUUGGUUUAUUGAAUUUGGUGAACAAAUCUUCAAGAAUGAUCAAUUUGCAGAUGGUUUAUUAAAAGAGUUAUACCCAGUAUUAUUAAAGACUUUAGAACCAGCUCAACAAUCUCCACUCCCGUCAUUGGCGAAUAAAACUAUAGUUGGUGCAUUUGUAACCAUAGCAAUCUCAAAAUUAGCCAAGGACGUUGACACCAACAAGAUUUUCGUGAAUUCAUUGUCUUCAUCUUUAUUAACGAAUCCUAAGAUUUAUACUAAAUUGAAUGAAACUGCUGAAUUGCAAUGGUAUUUGAAAGCUCUUUACGAGUCUGGAAGAUUUAUCAAACAAACUGAGCAAUCUGUCCAGUCAGAUUAUGCAUUAGCUUGGGUAUAUCUUUUAACUUCACAACAUGUUGCUUAUGAUAUUAGAUUAUCUGCUCUUGAAUUAUGCAAACAAGCAUUAGAAUCAUUGGACGAAUUAAGUGGGUUAAUAAUUGAUGCAAGUUAUGAAGUAUUGAAAGUCAGCAGCAACCAUAAGGAGGAAAUAUUCAACUAUUUUUUUAAGAAUUUUGGUACUCUUUUCUCAGUAUUGACUCAGUUGGAUAAUCAUGACAAAGUUGAAGCAAAUGUUAGAAAAUUGAUCAUUGUUGCUAAUCAUCCUGAAGUUGGUGUAAACAAUGGUUGGAUCGGGUUGGCUCAAAGAAGUACCGGAAGUAUUGAUUUAGGAAAAUUAAUCGAAGCUGAACAUGAAGCAAUCGUGAAUGAAUGUUUUACUAUUGCAAGUGAGAACAAGUCAGCAAUCAGCCAUAUCUACCAAGCAGCACUUAAGUCUAUUGGAAAUAUUGCAUUUAUUCAACCAACUUUAGUUUCUAGCUUGCUUUCUACGUUGAUAAUCAAUAAUUUGGAGAUUGAACAAUUUGCUGAGAUUGAUGAAGAUUCAGUUAGAAUUUUCCAUGGAAAAGAAGGAGAAAUGACUAUUGAUAUUCUUGAUCAAUCCAGUAAGAAACAACAAGUUGUUGAUAAGAACUCCAAGGAUUAUGAAAUCAGGAAAUGGGAGGAAAGUAUUAAGAAAGAAUUAGCAGCAAAGAAGACAGCAGCCAGGAAAUUAACUAAAGAGGAGAUGAUAUUAGUGAAUGAACAAAUUGCCAAGGAAACUAAAAUCAGAAAGGAAAUCAGAGUCAUUGUGGAUAAGGCAAACUUUACAAUAAAAUUUAUUGGUCAAUUAGCUAGCGAAGCUUCAUUAGUAGAUAAUGGUGCAUAUAAUUGGUUCCCAGUCAGUGUUACAAAGUUGUUGGGAUUUUGCAAUCUUGAAUUUGUAUUUCAAUUAUUCGGAGAUGCACCUAUUAGAACAUUUUUGAAAUUGGCAGAUUUAAUUUCUUCAAGAUUAGGAUUAUUGAAACCAUUUGUGGGUGUUGCCACUCUUAGAACAUAUAAUGUCAAAGGAUUACCAGAUAACUUAACAGAGGAACCAUUAUUAUCUUUAACGGGAAGAAUUUUAUAUAGAAUCAAGAUCUUAGCUGACCAAAAGCAAUUGGAUUCAUUAUCAUUAUCAUACAUCUUACCAUUAUUAACAAAGGUUUUGUACAAUGGUAAGUUAGUCGCAAUUAAGAACUCAUCAAAGGCUGCGGUCACAUCUGAAUUCGUGGAAGAAGAUCCGGAAGAAGAACAAUUAUUGUUGGCCAUCGAAAUCAUAUCUGCACAUGCUGAUUCAUUUGAAGAUACAGGUAUUCCAAGAUCUGCUAUUUUAGAGGUUUUAAUUUCUUUGAUGAAGUUGCCAUCUAAAGCAAAAUUGUCAAAAGAAUGUUUCUUAUCUUUAUGUCAAUCCAUUUCUGUUAACAUUUCCGAAUCUGAUUUACAGUUACUUUUGACAAACAUCAUCACACCAGAAGUUUUUGUUAGGUCAACCAUUUUAGAAGGCAUUGAUUCAGAAUUUGAUUUACAUGGCGAAAUUGAAUAUUCUAAUGAAUUAUAUGUUGCAACUCAUGAUAAUGAUGCAAAUUGUCAAGAAUUAGCCAAGACUAUUUGGGAAGAUAAUAAUUUACAGAUUGUUCCAGAUGCUCCUAAGAGAUUGCUUGAUUUAUUUGGAAACGUUGAUUCUGGUUUGAGAAUGUCUAUUGCCAACGCGUAUGCUGACGCUAUUAGCCAAUUAAAACAAGAGAAUGAGACUAUACUUGACUCCUCUUUGACCGAUUUAAUUGAAUUAUAUCACGAAAAGAAGAACCCACCACCACCUAAGCUUGACAAAUUUGGUUUAAUUAUUAAAGCUACUGUUGAUCAAAGAGACCGUUGGGAAGAAAGAUCAACUAUUGCUUUAGCAUUGAAAUUGUUGGCCCCAUUAUUUUCAAAAUCAAACAUUGAAACAUUAUUUAAGUUUUUAGUAAAUGAGCAAGCAUUGGGAGAUAAAGAAGAUUUGGUACGUCAAGAAUUACAAGAAGCCGGUGUUGAAGUUAUAAAGAUUCAUGGUGCGGAAAAUGUUGAAGUUUUGAUCCCUAUAUUUGAAGACAAUUUAGCUGCAAAGGACCAACGAUCAAAAGUUCAGGAUACAAUCAAAGAAUCAGUUAUUAUUUUGUAUGGUUCGUUGGCUCGUCAUUUGGAUAAUUCAGAUGAAAGAUUGAAACUCAUUGUGGAUAGAUUAAUCAAGACCUUAGAUACACCAUCUGAAAAUGUUCAAUUUGCAGUGUCUGAAUGUAUUGCUCCAUUAGUUCCAGGAUUUGAAUCUAGACUCCAAGAAUUUUUUGAUUUGCUUUUUGAGAAAUUAUUCACAGGUAAAAGUUUGGCUUCAAGAAGAGGGGCUGCUUAUGGUAUUGCAGGUUUAGUUAAAGGUAGUGGUAUUAAGUCAUUGUCUUCGUUCGAUAUCAUUAGAAAUUUGGAAGAAGCAUCUGAAGACAAAAAGAACCCUGCAAGAAGAGAAGGUGUAUCAUUUGCAUUUGAAUGUCUUUCACAAAGUUUAGGUAAAUUCUUUGAACCUUAUGUCAUUGAGAUAUUGCCAAUCAUUUUGAAAUCCCUUGGUGAUUCAGUCCCAGAAGUUAGACAAGCUACAGAUGACGCAGCAAAGGAAAUAAUGAAGAAUACAACUUCUUUCGGAGUUAAGAAAUUAAUUCCGUUGGCUGUUUCCAAUUUAGAUGAAAUUGCUUGGAGAUCAAAGAAAGGUUCAGUUGAAUUAUUAGGAGCUAUGGCAUAUUUGGAUCCAACUCAAUUGUCAGCUUCAUUAUCUACUAUUGUUCCAGAAAUUGUUGGUGUCCUUAAUGAUACUCAUAAAGAAGUUAGAAAAGCUGCAGAACAAUCCUUAAAGAGAUUUGGUGAAGUUAUCCGUAAUCCAGAAAUUCAAGCUAUUGUUCCUGAUUUAAUCAAUGCUAUCGGGGAUCCAACCAAAUAUACUGAUGCAGCAUUAGAUAAAUUGAUCAAGACACAAUUCGUUCAUUAUAUUGAUGGUCCAUCAUUGGCUCUUAUUAUUCAUGUUAUUCAUAGAGGUAUGAAGGAUAGAUCAGCAGCAACCAAAAAGAAGGCUUGUCAAAUUGUUGGUAAUAUGGCAAUUUUAGUCGAUGGAAAAGAUUUGAGACCAUAUUUGAGUGAAUUAGUUGGCGAUUUAGAAGUUGCAAUGGUUGAUCCAGUUCCAGCAACAAGAUCAACUGCUGCAAGAGCAUUAGGUUCAUUGGUUGAAAAGUUAGGAGAAGAACAGUUCCCAACAUUGAUUCCAAGUCUCUUACAAACAUUACAAGAUGAGACUAAAGCUGGUGAUAGAUUGGGUUCUGCUCAAGCAUUAUCAGAAGUUAUUUGUGGUCUUGGUAUCAAUAAAUUAGAAGAAUUAUUGCCAACUAUUUUAUCAUCAGCCAGUUCCACACGUAACCAUAUUCGUGCGGGUUUCAUGCCACUUUUGUUGUUCUUACCAGUUUGUUUCGGUGCUCAAUUUGCUCCGUACUUGAAUAAGAUUAUUCCACCAAUUCUUAACGGUUUAGCUGACCACGAUGAAGAUAUUAGAGAUACUGCACUUAGAGCAGGUAGAUUGAUUGUGAAGAAUUAUGCUAAGAAGGCUGUUGAUUUAUUAUUACCAGAAUUAGAACUUGGAUUGGCUGAUAGUAACUAUAGGAUCCGUCUUUCAUCAGUUGAACUUACUGGUGACUUAUUAUUCCAAAUUACAGGUAUCUCAGGAAAGAAUGAACUUACUGAAGAUCAAGUUGAAACAUCAGGUGAAGUCAAUAAGACUCUUGUUGAAGUUUUGGGUCAAGAACGUCGUGACCGUAUUUUGGCAUCAUUAUUUGUUUGUCGUUCUGAUGUGGCUGGUAUUGUUAGAAGUGCAGCAGUGGAUAUUUGGAAAGCAUUGGUUGCAAACACUCCUAGAACUGUUAAGGAAAUUAUACCUGCAUUGACAACUAUUAUUGUUCGUAGAUUGGCAUCAAGUGAUGAAGUUCAAAGAACAAUUGCUGCUCAAACUUUGGGAGAAAUGGUUCGUCGUGUUGGUGCAAAUGCAUUAGCUCAAUUAUUACCUACUUUGGAAGAAUCCUUUGAUACAAGUGAUGACGAUGCUAAACAAGGUAUUUGUAUUGCUUUAACUGAAUUAAUCAGAUCCACUCAAAGUGAAGGUUUGUCCAAAUUCCAAGAUACAUUUAUUGACAUUAUUAAGAAAGCACUUAUUGAUAAUGAUUCAGAAGUUAGAGAAUCUGCUGCCCAAGCAUUUGAAGCCUUACAAAGUGAACUUGGUAAAGUUGUUAUCGAUCAAAUCUUACCUGACCUUCUUAACAGAUUGGAAGGUGACGAUUCUCAUAAUGCAUUAUUGGCUCUUAAGGAUAUCAUGGCCACAAAAGCCGAUGUGAUUUUCCCAAUUUUGAUUCCAACAUUAUUAGCCCCACCAAUCGACGCAUUCAAAGCAGGUGCACUUUCUUCAUUAGCAUCUGUUGCUGGUUCUGCCUUAUAUAAGAGAUUAUCUUUAAUUAUCAAUACUUUAGUUAACGCAGUCAUUGAAUCUAAAUCCGACACUGAAGGAGUUCAACAACAAAUUGCCGACGCAUUUAACAAGAUUUUACUUGCAAUUGACAGUGAUGAAGGUGUCCAUCCAUUGAUGCAACAAAUAAUGUCCUUGGUUAAACAUGAAGAUUCACAAAAGAGAGCGGUCAUCUUCCAAAGAUUAGGAAAUUUCUUUACAAAUACCACAUUGGAUUAUUCUAUGUACUUAGAAGAUAUGGUUAGUCAAUUUAUUCUUUCAUUAGGUGAUCCAUCUGCAGAAGUUGUUGAAGGUGCAUUUGAAGCUCUUUCUGCAUUAGUCAAAAGACAACCUAAAGAAUCUCUUGAGAAGUUGGUUAAACCUGCUCGUCAAGCUUUAGAUCUUACUGGUGUUAGAGGUGAAGAUUUAGCUGCAUUCAAAUUACCAAGAGGUCCAAACUGUAUCUUGCCAAUCUUUUUACAUGGUUUAAUGUAUGGUACUUCUGAUCAAAAGGAAUCAUCUGCUUUAGCAAUUGCUGAUAUUAUUGGUAAGACCCCAGCUAUUAACUUGAAACCAUUUGCAACUACUAUGACAGGUCCAUUAAUUCGUGUUAUUGGUGAAAAAGUAUCAAGUGAUAUUAAGGCAGCAAUUUUGGUUGCUUUGAAUAGUUUGUUAUUGAAGAUUCCACAAUUCUUGAGACCAUUUAUUCCACAAUUACAAAGAACUUUUGUUAGAUCUUUAUCAGAUGCAAGUAAUGAGAAGUUGAGAGCUAGGGCAGUUGUCGCAUUGGGAACAUUGAUUAAAUUCCAACCAAGAGUAGAUUCAUUAGUUACGGAGUUAGUAAGUGGUGCUAAGAAUUCCAAUGAUCAAGGUGUCAAGGCAUCGAUGUUGAAAGGUAUGUUAGAAGUUGUUAAUAAAGCUGGUCAAAAUUUGAGUGAGGCAUCCAAAACAUCUAUCAUGUCAUUAGUGGAAGAUGAAAUUACAGUUGUUGAUGAUAAAGCAGCAGUUUCAUACGCUAGAUUGUUAGGUUCAUUAGCAGGAGUUCUUUCAAAUGAUGAAGCUAGAAAUAUCUUAAAGUCCAAGAUUUUGGAAAAGGAAAAUAACUCAAAUGAUAAGUUUUGUAUAUUAUCAAUUAAUUCAUUCUUGAAAUAUUCCCCAGGUCAUAUUUUCAACACAGGAUUGAUAGCUGAAAUCACUGAUUUUAUUAUUUCAUGUUCCGAAUCAACAAUUGAUUAUAUUAGUGAUAAUGCAACCGUGGCUAUUGGUAAAUUACUCUUAUUAAUUGGAGAAAACAAAUCGCCAUUUUCUGAAUCAACAUCAACAUCCAACAACUUUGAAAUCGAUGAAGAAGAUCUUGACAAGUUAAUUAAACAACUUUGUCUUAUUACUAUCCAACCAAAGUCAGGUUCUCCAGAUACAAGAAGAUUAUCAUUAGUGGUAUUGAGAACAGUUGCAAGAUUGAAAUUCGAUCAAGUCGUCAAGAACAAUCUUGACAUUAUUGUUCCAAGCAUUUUUAGCUCAAUUCGUGAUGCAAUUAUUCCUAUUAAAUUGGCAGCUGAAAAGGCAUAUCUUGCCGUGUUCCAAUUAGUGGAAGAUAAGGAUAUGAAAUUAUUCCAAGAAUGGUUCGAAGGAAAAGAGUCAAUUGUUGCAAUAACUGGUCAAAGCAUUGUUCCAAGAUCGAUUGGUGAUUAUACAAAGAGAGUUGCAAUUAGAUUGGCAGGAGUUGAACGUGAAAGAAUUGAAGCGGGUGGUGAUGCCGAAACAAUGUUUAGUGAUAGAUUUGAAGAUGAGACUGAAGUAUGGGCAGUUGGUGGAACUGAAGUGAGUGGCUCCAAUUAG
Molecule: messenger RNA, 8094 nt
Organism: Hemisphaericaspora subhashii
Lineage: Eukaryota; Fungi; Ascomycota; Pichiomycetes; Serinales; Debaryomycetaceae
Gene: GCN1
Product: Gcn1p
Exons: 1
Coding region: 1-8094 (2697 amino acids)
Biological process (GO): cellular response to amino acid starvation; regulation of translation
Cellular component (GO): cytosol
Molecular function (GO): protein kinase regulator activity
Source: RefSeq, a predicted model, not a curated record